AUGACCCUACAAAGGUGGAAACGAAGCCACAUUAUGAUCCAGAUCAACUUCGAAAGGAAGUAUUGCGGGGCGACACGGCUUUGGCAUUUUGAUAUCGGCGCCUACAGUUUUGGCGAGGUCAAUAGCGCAGCCGAGGUUAUCGGCACAGCUGAAAUCCUUUUUAGAAAGAAUACUCUGGGUUAUAAGAGAGUCAGCCACUUUUGGGCUUUCGAAAGACAAGUGCCCGGUAUCGCCGACCAAAGGGUAGGUGUGUAUUUUCUGGACGAAGGUGGUUAUGAAAUUGUGCCCAAGGGCGAACAAGAUGACUCAAAGUUGCUAUUUGACUUCUAUACGCUGAAUGUCUGGGGAAAAUGA
Molecule: messenger RNA, 354 nt
Organism: Penicillium samsonianum
Lineage: Eukaryota; Fungi; Ascomycota; Eurotiomycetes; Eurotiales; Aspergillaceae
Exons: 3
Coding region: 1-354 (117 amino acids)
Source: RefSeq, a predicted model, not a curated record